AUGUUAAAAUUUCAUGAAACAAAAAGUAGGACCAAACUUAAUGAACUUUAUGUUUUCGAUAAGAAACAAUUGAAUCGUGCAGCUCUUGUGAGACAAGAUGAAAAAGAUUUUAAAGGAUGGAAGAAACUUUCUGUUAAAAUUACACAAACAUUUGGUGAUUAUCCUUUCGGAUUGCAAUACUUUGCCCUUGAGAGUGAAUCAUCAUCAUCAGCAAAAACAGAUGAAUCGAACAAAAUGUCUGAUGAAUGUUCUACACCAUUAAUUAUAAGAGGAUCCACUUUGGAUAUUCCUUUCCUUUCCGAUGAUGAUGAACCUAUGAUAAGUGGACAAGAUCAAUUAGAGGAAGCUAGAAAAAUGGCAAAAACCAAAUUGACCUUAUCACCAGCAUUGAAUAUUACUCCAGAUCUUGGAUCUUCUUCUUCAACACCUUCCAAACCUAAGAAAAGAACCUUACCAAGUGGUAUUGCUGCUAAACCUCAAAAGACUCAAAAGAAGAAUGAUUUAAGUGAUGACAGUGAAAAAUCAGAUAAGGAAACUAAAAAGAAAACUAAAAAGCCAGCAGCCAAGACAGACAAAAAACGACCAAAAUUUAAAUCUAUUAGUGACGAUGAUGACGAUAAGGCAUCUGCCAGUGAUAGCUCAUCUAAAAAGAAAAAGACAACUAAGAAAGCUGAUGCUAAAAAGCCAACCAAAAGAAAAACAACCAAAAAGAAAAAGACAUUGGACGAUCCAUCAGAUACAGACGAUGAAGAAGAAUUAAUUGAUAAUGCAAGUGAUGCUGAUGAAAAUGGAAAUUUGGCAGGUUUUGUUGUCAGUAACAAAACAGUCAUCAAAGAUAAUAAGAAACUUCAGGAUGGUCCAGUUUGUACAAAUAAGACUGAUGUUUUACAAGGAUGUAUUAUAGCUAUUAGUGGUAUUCAGAAUCCAAAGAGAACAGAAAUUAGAGAGGCUGCCAUGGCUAUUGGUGCAAAAUAUAGACCUCAAUAUACAGCUGACACUACUCACUUAAUUGCUGCCUUUGUUGAUGAUAGAAAUGAAAAGAGUAAGCAAGCAAAGAAAGCUGGUGCAUUCAUUGUAAAUGCAGAAUGGGUUUUUGAUUGUGAAAAGAAUUCCAGGAGAAUGAAUGAAAGUAAAUAUUCUAUGCUGAAGGAUGAAAGUGAAGACGAGAUUGAAGGUUCUGAUGAGGAAUAUCAAUUAUCUUCUUCAAGUGAUGAUCUAUUGGGAGAUGGUGAGGAUAGAGAAUAUCGUCCAAAAAGAAAAAAGAGAAAGGUAGUAGAAAAGAAGACCAGAUCUGUGAAAAAGGAAAGUGACGACGAAACUAAUGAUGAUGGAAACGAAAGCGAUAAAUCGCUAGGAAAAAGUAAUAGCCAAAGUUUAGCUCCACCUCCAAUUGUAAAAUCAGAAAAGAAGGAAAAUAGUCAAGUUAAAUCCGAAGUAAAUUCUGAUGAACAGCAGGUAGUGGCUGAUAUUCCAAUUAAGGUUGAAGAACUCAAAGUUAAGGAAGAAGAGAGCAAACCAAUAGCUCAAGACUGUGCCAUGGAAGAUGAUAUUCUUUCCUCGUCUGAUGAACAAGAAGUUUUAAGAUUGAAGAGUUUUUAUGACAGUGGAAAUUAUUCGAAAUCUUUUUCUGAUUUUAUUGUUGAGGAUAUAUUUGCCUUAGCUUACCAAACAGCACAGGAUGGAGAGCUUUUUGACUACUUUGACAAGUGGUCACUUAAAACACCAAGUCCAAAGUUUAUUAGAAUGAUUGCAAGAUCAUCCGUUGAAGGUCCAGAGGAAGUAGUCAAACAGUUGGAUGAAUGCAGAGAUAAUAUUUUAAAAUAUAUUGAGGUCAACUUUGCCUCUAAAAAACCUAAAACAGAUGGCAGUCAAAGGCAAACAAGAACUCACAAGGUAUAUCAUUUCUUACGGAGGUGA
This is a messenger RNA of Naegleria gruberi, 1917 nucleotides long. RefSeq names its product BRCT domain-containing protein. Gene Ontology annotation, cellular component: nucleus. NCBI's taxonomy places the organism in Eukaryota, Heterolobosea, Eutetramitea, Acrasida, Naegleriidae. Bases 1 to 1917 code for a protein of 638 amino acids. The transcript is spliced from 2 exons. Gene Ontology annotation, biological process: base-excision repair. The record is from RefSeq and is a predicted model, not a curated record.